Molecule: messenger RNA, 1437 nt
Organism: Numida meleagris (helmeted guineafowl)
Lineage: Eukaryota; Metazoa; Chordata; Aves; Galliformes; Numididae
Exons: 2
Coding region: 347-1417 (356 amino acids)
Source: RefSeq, a predicted model, not a curated record
AUCCAAUUUGGAGAGAAGGAUGUUUUGGGGUAUUGUGUCAAAGGCCUUGCUGAAGUCCACAUAAAUGACAACACUGGCUCUUCCCCUGUCCAUUGAUGAGGUAACACUGUCAUAGAAGGCCGGUACAUUGCGGCCAGGCCAUGCUGAGAAUCCUAUGGCUGGUGCAGAGGAAAGGCAUUGUGACAUCACAGAGAGGGGCAUGACAUCAGUCUUUGUCAAGUCACGUUGGCUGCCUCACCCAGCUCAGACACGUGGGGCAGCCGCUCUGUCCUGGUGGUCAUUGCUGGAGCUCUGCUCUGGGUGACAGCCACUUGUGUGUUGAGAUUUUUCUUUGGGAGAGAACAGGAUGAAGCUGAUCCUGACUCUCUUCCUGGCCAUCGCUCUGACCAUGUCUCCACUUGCUGGACAUGGCCCUGGCUGUGCCGGCUGUCUCAGCUUGGUCAGGAAGGGGGACAAAAAGCUGGUCCUUCCCGAGGAGCAGCAUCUAGAAACGACCAAGAGCCAGCCCUCAACAUGGCCAUGCUGGUUUGGCCUAAGAGACUGUCCUGUCCAGAAGGAGGAUGGGAUCAAAAAUCAGGUGCAUCCUGAAGACCAGCGUCCAGAUGAGGCCAAGAGCCAGUCCUCUACAUGGCCAUGCUGGUUUGGCCUAUCCACUUGCCCCGUCAGGAAUGAGGACGGGAACAAAAAUCAGGUGCUUCCCGAACAGCACCAUGCAGAUGGGACCAAGAGCCAGACCUCCAGCUGGCUCUGCUGGUUGGGCCUAACAGACUGCCCUGUCAGGAAUAUGGAUGGGAACAAAGACCAGGUGGUUCCCGAAGAGCAGCAUCCCGUGGAGAGCAAGAGCCCAUCUCUCUUCCAGACCAUCGCUCUGACCAUGCGUCCAUUUGCUGGAUAUGGUCCUCGCGUUGCCAUCUAUCUCACAUGGGUCAGGUACAGGGACAGCAAUGUUGUUGUUCCAGAGGUCCCAAAGCAGCCGUCCCUGGACCCCAAGCCGAAGGCCGACAUCUUGCCUGGCAUCCUGGGCCACCUUUGGAACAACCUUGCUCAAGAAUUGGUAACGCACCUCUUCGUACGAGCCUUGAUACAGAUCUGCAUUCUCUGCCUGCCGAGGAUUGCCCACGGCCUCUGGAGAAGAGUCCGAAGUCUUUGGGGACAGGGAAGGAGACUGACGGCCUCAGCUUCCUUGGGAACACAGAUCCUGGAAGAGGAGGACAAAAAUGUUUCCAAAAUGCUCCCCCUGACUGAGGAUCUAAAGAAGCACACAAAGGAGAAGCCUCAGGUCCGCCGCAUGCAAUCAACCCGGAGCCUGCCGUUGAGGGGGAAGACGCCAAAAGGCAGAGGGGCGAGGAAGAGAUCCUCUGCAGCCUCCUCAUCCAGCUCCUCGAUCACCACCCGUUUUCUGGCAUGCAUGAGAUGAAUAAAAUCAUCAUUGCCGCA